CAGGAGGAGGAACUUCCACCCAAUCAAACACUCUACAUUAGAAAUAUCAAUGAGAAAUACAGCAAGAAAUUUAGGCUUGAGGAAUUGAAGGCGAAGUUGAAAGCCAUCUUUCGCCCUUAUGGAGAGAUACUAGAUAUUGUGGCGAUGAGCAACUUCUAUAACAAGGGACAAGCAUUCGUUGUGUUCAAGGACGGACACACUCUUUCUCUCACUUCGGUGGGAGGAGGGAAAGAGAUGAAGAUAAAAUAUGCUCGAUCUAAGAGUGAUGUGAUUGCGAAGUUGGAGGGAACCUUUGAGGUGCGGAGAGGCGAUCAGAUGGACGAGGAUGAUGAGGAUGGAGGGGACAAAUCGAAAGGAAAUGCCCAUGGAGGUUGGCAGGCGCCCUCAGGACAGAAUCAGAAGUCUGCACCUCCAGCACCCGUGCACACUGGCCCACUCUUUCCUCAUCCUAUCCUCUUCUUGGAGAAUCUUCCGUUGGAUAUCACGAGCGACGAUGUUGCAGCGGUCUUUUCACCGUUUCCUGGAUUCAAGGAAGUACGUCUGGUUCCUUCAAGGCCAGGAAUCGCUUUUGUAGAGUACGAGAGUGAUGUUCAAUCCGGAAUGGCAAUGGCUCGGUUGCAGGUUGGAUGA
Guillardia theta CCMP2712 is the source of this 630-nucleotide messenger RNA. RefSeq lists its product as hypothetical. The record is from RefSeq and is a predicted model, not a curated record. Gene Ontology annotation, biological process: mRNA splicing, via spliceosome. The transcript has 7 exons. The annotation marks the transcript as partial. NCBI's taxonomy places the organism in Eukaryota, Cryptophyceae, Pyrenomonadales, Geminigeraceae. Gene Ontology annotation, cellular component: U1 snRNP. Gene Ontology annotation, molecular function: U1 snRNA binding.